Ricinus communis (castor bean) is the source of this 2275-nucleotide messenger RNA. RefSeq names its product polyadenylate-binding protein-interacting protein 4. Gene Ontology annotation, molecular function: RNA binding. Gene Ontology annotation, cellular component: cytoplasmic stress granule. NCBI's taxonomy places the organism in Eukaryota, Viridiplantae, Streptophyta, Magnoliopsida, Malpighiales, Euphorbiaceae. Gene Ontology annotation, biological process: cytoplasmic stress granule assembly. The transcript is spliced from 13 exons. Bases 209 to 1888 code for a protein of 559 amino acids. The record is from RefSeq and is a predicted model, not a curated record.
AGGACACCAUCUUUCUCACAAAAAGGAAAACGUAUUCCCUCGCAGAAAGUUUCAGCCCCGAAAACAAAAAUAUUGCUCAUACUUCUCAGAUCUUUCCCUAUUUUUAACACAAAAAACUCCACUACUGAAUUAUCUAACAGAGAUUUGCUCAGUAAUAGAACUUGGUUCAAUUUCCCAGAAGAAGAAAAUAAGAAAGAAAGAGAAACUGAUGGGUUACAAAAACAGAACACAAGCACGACUAGAAACAGAGACUUGUUUAAGUGAGACCUUAUUGUUUGCUACUAUGUGUAUAAUUGGACUCCCUGUUGAUGUUCAUGUCAGAGAUGGCUCUGUCUAUUCUGGUAUCUUCCACACUGCCUCUGUCGACAAGGAUUAUGGUAUUGUAUUGAAGGAAGCUAAAUUGACUAGGAAAGGGAAACUAGUUGCAAAUGUUGCCAAUGGGAGUGUCAUGGAAACACUUGUUAUUCUUUCAUGCGAUCUUGUUCAAGUUGUUGCCAAGGGAGUCCUUUUCCCAGCUGAUGGUAUCAAUGGAAAUGUAGCUAGUGAUUAUGUAGAAGCUGCUGUGGUGGAAGUCCCUUCUUCUGAGAUCUUAGAAAAUGAGGCAAAGGAAUCUAACAAGUCUGCUGUGGAUAAAAAGAAACUUAAUGAUAACAGGAUUUCAGCUGAAAACAAGAUUACUUCUGCUAAUGGAUUCCUGCCAAACAAAGUUCUAAAGGAGCAUGAUGGAAGAAAAUUUACAAAUCAUUCAGUAAUUGCCAUGGAAGUUGACCUCAGGAAGAAAGAUAUGACUGAUAUUUCAAAGUUCCUUAUUGCAGAGCGAAGAAGCUCCUGGUGCCUCAGUUCUUGGGAGAAUCCCGUCAAUUAUUUUUUUGACAGACAGAUUGGAGAUGAAAGAUCACAAGGGGAGCAUGAUCAUCAGAAACAAAAGUUUCAACUACAAAGAGAGAAGAGUGAUGAUGAAGUUCAAAGCUCAAAUUCAAUCUCGGUUCUCUGUCUUUCUGAAGGAAAGACUAUUGAGGAAGGGCGAGGGACAAGGAAACUGUCACCUAAUGGGUUAUCUUGUGGAAAUGCUGUUGGUUCAAGUAUUUCAACUGCUUCCAGUCCUCUAGUUGAGGUGACCUCAGAAUCACAUUCUGGUUCAUUAUCUUCUUCAGCAGAUGUGAUUUCUUCGCAAAGCUCAGAGUCCACUAAAAUCUCCAAGGAAUUCAAGCUCAAUCCAGGAGCCAAAAUUUUCUGUCCAUCUUUUGCAACUCCAAUAUCAGCCAACGCAGUGCCGGCAGUAUCAAGCAUGGCUUAUGUACCAAGCAACUCUUCUAUGAUACCUGCUGUUGCUGUCGCUGUUGCUGCUGCUCAGCCAGAAGUUGCUAUUAGUCCUUUUGCACCUCGGCCAUCUGUAACUGCCAAGUUUGCUCCAUACACUAACUUAGCUGCUGUAAACAGUGGUGCUGGUCCUCAAUUUUCACAACCAUUACAGAUUGUUGGCCACAUGGGGAACAGGACACAGCCGCUUAGAUAUGCUGGUCAAUAUCAUGCUGUUCAGGCUGCACCAGCAUAUGUGCCUCCAAAUUCUCAAGCUGUUGUGGUUGGACGACUUGGACAGCUUGUCUAUGUGCAAUCAGUUCCUCAUGAUUUGAUACAUAGUACAGCUACCAUCUCACCUAUAUCUGCACGUCCUCUGUUGACUCCGCAUCAGGUUCAAUAUCCUAAACAUCAAGGAAGUGCAACAGGACAGGCCCUGCAAAUGUGUGCACCCCCGCCUUUUAUAGCUAGUGGCCAGCAACCAUUUGCAAUGCCAAACCACAUUCCUCUUCUGCAACCUCCUAUCCCUGCUAAUCGUGCUAUCCCGGUCCCAGGAUCUAAUGCUCUUUUCAGCACCAAGUUUCCAUGAGUAUAUCCCACUGGUAUAAAUUCAUGAUUCUUUUCCAUGAACGACAAAAAUUUUGAUCCACAGAUUUUUCUGAAAGAAUAUGUAGUACAGAGGUGUUCCAAUUUCUAUCAUCAGUAUGCAGGGUUAAGCUCUUUCUAGCUUGGGUUUUGAUGUAAGACAAGAUUUAGGGGUUAUAUUUCAUUUUUGUGAAAAUGGGGGGAAGGAGGUUCGUAUACAGAAGGUGAGUUGCUAGUCGGGAGGAUCGAGAUGUACAUUAUUGAAAAAGCCAGAAAAAAACAGGCCCGAUGUUUUGAUAUAGAAUGUCAUUUGGAAAUUCUUUCAAUCUUGCCAUGACUAGUUCUUGUGGUUGCUGAGCAAUAUUUGAAUGAAGGCUACUUCAUCUCUUUA